GCUACAUAACUUUAGCAAGAACUGCCUUAACAAGAACUUGGGUGCAACAAUUCAGAUUGAAUGGUUACACUGAUUGUUGAGUAAAAGUCCACUUAAAGAAGACUAGGAAUACAAUAUUAAGAAUCGUGUUGGAGCUAAUUGGUCUGCGAUGAAAAGAAAAUCAGAAUCCAUUCAUGGAGAAGAAAACAGCAGUGGUUGAAAUGGUAUCAACGCUGAAACCAGAUAAUUGCAAAGAAACCUUUCUUAAAAGAAUUGGCUACUUCUCCGGUGAUAUGAGAGAGUUUGGUUACUGGCUGAAAGAGCAGAAUAUCAUCUUUCAAUUUAUUGACUGGAACUUACGUGGAAUUGCUCAGGUGAUGUUUGUCAACAAUCCGUUGAGCGGGAUUAUUAUUUUGGCCGGGCUGAUUCUACAGAAUCCAUGGUGGGCACUGAACGGCUUCGUGGGAACAGUGUUCUCAAACCUGGCAGCACUUUUGUUCAGUCAGAACAGAUCUGCAAUUGCAGCAGGGCUUUAUGGAUACAACGGCAUCCUCGUUGGUCUUUUGAUGGCAGUGUUUUCUGACAAAGGAGAUUGGUAUUGGUGGUUAUUACUGGCUGUGAUCUUCAUGUCGAUGACAUGUCCUGUUAUUUCAAGUGCCUUGGCCGCUGUGAUGGGAAAUUGGGAGCUACCUGUUUUCACUUUGCCUUUUAAUAUAGCUGUUGGCUUGUUCAUGGCUGCAACAGGACACAACAACCUGCAUUUUCCCCAGGUUUUUAUUGGACCUGUGACUUCAUCACAAAACAUUACAUGGUCUGAUAUCAGUGUUCCAAUGCUUCUGAGAGCGAUCCCUGUGGGUGUUGGACAGGUGUAUGGCUGUGACAAUCCCUGGACUGGCGGUAUUUUCCUUGUUGCAUUAAUUAUCUCAUCUCCAAUCAUAUGUCUACAUGCUGCAAUUGGAUCAUGUGUGGGCAUACUGGCAGGAUUAUCCCUGGCCUCACCAUUCCAGAAGAUCUAUGAUGGGUUAUGGAGCUACAACUGUGUUCUGGCCUGUAUUGCAGUGGGAGGGAUGUUCUAUGCCCUGACGUGGCAGACUCACCUCUUGGCAGUAAUGUGCUCUCUUUUCUGCGCUUACUUAGGAGAAGCACUCAUGAACAUGAUGUCUGUGGUUGGAUUACCUGCAUGCACUUGGCCUUUCUGCCUUUCCACAACUGUAUUUCUGCUGAUGACCACCAGUAAUAAAGCCAUCUGUAAAUUAAGUCUAUCUGAUGUGACCUACCCUGAGAAAAACAUACGGAUUUACCAAGAAAUGAAGAAAAUUGAACAAAGUAAAUGAAAAAAAUGUGGCACAAAAAUCCUAAUGAAAAGUACAACUGCCUACAAGAUAUAUAUACAUGCAAUGCUUCCUUUUUAAUUACACAGUUCAUUAUAUAACCUGCAUAUUGUAUAAAUGCCUCAAAUACCCUGAUUUUUCCACAGAUGAAAUGUGCCCCUUCUAAAAGAAUAUCUUCAUAUCAUUGAAAUUAUAUCAUUGCCCUUUUGUUAGAACUGCUCUUGUUCCAUCUACUAAAGUUGGAAAGUAAAUUGAAUGGCAUACAUUCACAGUUAAAUGCAGAACUCAAUUUGACAAUUUGAUCCUUAACAACAUGGCACAGUGAAAGAAGUUGGAUGUCCAAUGACAACACAGCUUGCACUUAAUGUACAAGAUGUCCCAUGGCACUUAACAGAGGCAUAACCAGGCAAACAUGCUUCUAAGCUAAUGAAGAAGUUACUAGGAAUGCUUGGUCAAAGAGGUGAGUUUAAAGGAGGGUCUUCAAGCAGGAACGGGAAAUGGAGAGGCAGACAGAAUCUUGUCCCAAAAUGGGUAACAAAAGAUGAAGCCGUAAAUUAUACAAUUGCAAAUUAUUCAAGGUUGGAAGCUCAGCAGAAUAGUAAUCUCAGAUAUAAAGAAGCUGUGAAAUUUGAAGCUAAUGUAGUCUAAUGUACUCUAAAGAAAGCUUGACGAUUUUCUGGAGUUGUAUUACUCUCUGUUCCAAGCUUUUGUUGAGUUAUUCUUACAUCAUGAUGUAUUAACCAAUUGGAUGAAGUGCCAGAUGGCUGCACCAUCCACCAAACCAAAUUACAGCAUGACUCAGUGCCUUCAGAAAAGCAGGUGAGAAAACUGGAGAAGGGAAAAAUCUUCUGUACCUUUUCAUUAGUUCUGAUCAAUGCUUGGCUGCUGUGGAUCCACAUUGCAUUAAAAAAUUACAAUCACAA
Messenger RNA from Carcharodon carcharias (great white shark), 2233 nucleotides. Its product is annotated as urea transporter 2-like. The transcript has 10 exons. Gene Ontology annotation, cellular component: membrane. Gene Ontology annotation, biological process: urea transmembrane transport. The coding region runs from base 174 to 1313 and encodes 379 amino acids. NCBI's taxonomy places the organism in Eukaryota, Metazoa, Chordata, Chondrichthyes, Lamniformes, Lamnidae. Gene Ontology annotation, molecular function: urea transmembrane transporter activity. The record is from RefSeq and is a predicted model, not a curated record.